Aspergillus luchuensis is the source of this 489-nucleotide messenger RNA. RefSeq lists its product as uncharacterized. Bases 1 to 489 code for a protein of 162 amino acids. The record is from RefSeq and is a predicted model, not a curated record. NCBI's taxonomy places the organism in Eukaryota, Fungi, Ascomycota, Eurotiomycetes, Eurotiales, Aspergillaceae. The transcript has 2 exons.
AUGCGAGUCCUACUUCCUUUCGGCCACCUGCUGCGCAGAUUUCUACUUGCCGGUUUGAUAGCGAGCAUCGUCACCUCGGCGUAUCUCGACGCGUUUUUACGCGGCCUGCACUCGAACUUGUUCAGAAGGAGCCUCCCAGCAUCUCUUGCAACAGCGCCUCAAGGCGCGGUAGGCUACUAUCAGCCACCCCCAGGUCCUGCUGUCACCUAUCCCUACCGGGUCUUAACAACUUCCGCACCAUCAGAUGAAGAAACGGCGGCAACGACAGUAACCGGUACAAGUAUACCGACAGAAAUCAAACAAGGAUCAUCGAAAGAUGGAAGCAAUGGCUUAAACGAGCCACGGAAGAACAUUGCGAUUAUGUCGGGGACGGUGACUGGAACACAGGUGAUCAUGGAAGCAACACAAGCUGCGACAGCAAAUAGGGAUAUGACCUUAACUUCAGUCGGCUUCUUGCUUUCCAUUUUGCUGGGUAUACUGCACCUGUGA